Molecule: messenger RNA, 1305 nt
Organism: Plenodomus lingam JN3
Lineage: Eukaryota; Fungi; Ascomycota; Dothideomycetes; Pleosporales; Leptosphaeriaceae
Biological process (GO): regulation of cyclin-dependent protein serine/threonine kinase activity; regulation of transcription by RNA polymerase II
Cellular component (GO): nucleus; transcription factor TFIIK complex
Molecular function (GO): cyclin-dependent protein serine/threonine kinase regulator activity
Source: RefSeq, a predicted model, not a curated record
AUGUCAUGUGAGCAGCACAUGCACUGCUCCCCAUCUUGCGACCUGGCGACCGUCGACAUCAUGAUCAUCACCGAAGACUCGCUGUACCGCAGCUCAACCCAAUUCAAGCACUGGUCCUUUACCCAAGCCCAACUCGAUGCCCAGCGGCGGACCACCAACCUUCUAGCAACAGAGCGCGUCAAAGCCAAUGUCGCGCGUCUUCGUGCCCAACGCGCCGAACACGACGGUGCAACGUCUGGGGUGGACAAUGGCAGUGGGACGAGCACGCCGCUGGAUCCUGGCGCAGAAACAACGAGCGAUCUGGUCUGUCUGACGGCCGAGGACGAGUUGAAGAUAGUCGACGACUUUUGCGAGAGGGCCGUCAAGCUGGGCACGCAUUGCGGAUACAACUACAACGUCAUGGCGACAUGCAUACAAUACCUCCGCCGCUUCUACCUCUACAACUCGCCCAUGACCUACCACGUCCAGAACAUACUGCGCACCUCCCUCUUCCUCGCCACAAAGUCUGAAUUCCUGCGCGAAAACGUCCAAAACUUUGCCGCAAACUCUGGCCGGAACGUGACAGCCGAGUCCAUUCUCGCGCCCGAACACCUCGUCAUGCAGGGUCUCCGCUACAAUCUCGACGUGCGCCACCCCUUCCGUGGCCUCAAGGGCGUCCACCUCGAGCUCGUCCAGAUCGCCCACGGCAAAUACGAUGGCCCAGGCGACAAUGGCACAAGCGCCGACAUCCAAACCCGCAUGCAAUCCCUCCCUUCGACCCCCGGCGGCCCUGCCACAAAAUCCACCGUCGCAGCCCUCGAGGCGCGCAUCACAGCCGCCUACACACAUGCCAGCCGGACUCUCAAGACAGCUGCCCUCUACACAGACGCCUACUUCCUCUACACACCCUCGCAAAUCAUGCUCGCCGCCCACCUCCUCGCAGACGAACCCCUCACCCUCUUCUACUUCUCCCUCAAACUCCCUGCCGACUCCCCUAUCCACGACAAACUCAUGCACACCCUCCGCGCCUGCGCACAACUCCUCUCCUCGCAUCGCCUGUACGUGUACACAACACUCCCAAAGUCCGAGCAAGAGACCCGGGAAGCGGCGCACCAGGCUGAGAUCAAGGCACUCAUUGCAAAACUCAAAAUGUGCAGGGAUCCAGACAAGGUCGAUUUGGUUAAGCUGAAUCAGGCACACAAGAGGGAUGCAGUGGGAGAGGCGGGCCUCGACGAGCACAAGGCUAAGAAGAGAAAGUUGGCCCGUGAGGGCUAUGAGAAGGAGAGUGAUGCCUUUUGGGGACCCGAGCUGGCCAAGCCAAAUUAA